AUGGUUACCUGGACUCCUCCAGCUGUUCAUGGUUCGGAGCAUGCCGAUCAUGCGAAACAGCAGACAUCCAUUUUCUCCCCAGAACCCUCCUUUCACUCAUCUCCUGCGUCGGCUCCCUACGAUCAAGUAUCUCAUGAGCCAAUCUACAUCUCGUCUGAUGAUGAGAGUACAUUUGACGCAGAUGAAGAAGCGAGUUGCGACGGCUCUCGGGAUAUGGAUGACUCAAGCUCAGAUGAUACUCUUCCGUCGAUCGACACAAUCGUUGCAUCUAUCAAGAAGAGCUCAUCUGUUCUGCCACCCACGAGAUCUCCCAAUAAUGCCAACCAGCCACAGCUACUUGAUCCAGGUGCGAGUCGGCCAAGCCAGGAGGCUGUAACAGGUCUGGAUGUCUUGCUUUCCCGCACACCGAUGAGCACGCAAGCCAGCAGUGCCGUGCUUGGCCAUUCGUCGGGUAGCCCCGGAUAUACUGGGCUGGUCACCAAAGGUGAUGCUAUCAUACCAGGCCACCUUCCGGAGACGCUGGAGGUGUCUUGUUCUGAGAGCUGUGAGGUUUCCAAUGCUAUAGCCAUUUCGCCUCAGAACGGGAUGGAGCAGACACGAGAUGGUUCACAGAGUACACUAGGAAGCUGUUCGGAGGGUCACUCCGAUUCUCAGUCCAGCUCUAACUCCGACGGCCCUAUGCGGCAGCGCAGGGAGGACAGUCUCAUACCAUCCACUUCACUAUCGUUGGACAUCCGCGAAAAAGAGGAAGCGUACGGCGAUGCAAAGGAAGCUAUAGAUGAUGACGUCAGUCAGCUCCUAACCGGGCAGCUUCGCUGCAAAGGGACACACAAGGACCGCUUCGCCCCUGAGCAAGACCCAGCCUUUCACUGCGAUUCUGAUGCUGAUGCCAGCUCGAGCUCUGGCGCUGAUGCUGCUGUACACGAUGAUGAGGAGUACUGCCCCUCGCCCUGUCGUGGUGAACGGGAACAGGCAAGCAAUAAUUCUGGCGAUGAUGAAGCGGACAGGUCCGAUCCUCCCCUUCCAUGCAAACGACGGAAAUUGGGCGGGUCUCGGUCCAGUUCCAGGCCACAUCGCCGCAGCAAACGUCUCACCAACCCUACACAGACAGUCAAUCCAUCGGGACCAGUUCGUAGCGCGAGUUCAGUGUCAUCACUGAGCUCAUUUACCGCAGCUGAUGAGGAAAUGCCAGCUGCAAGAUAUGAGGAAUGGUCUUUGCAAGGGGCCACGCUCAAACGCUUGGCGGUGAACGGUAAAGUGACCUUUCAACUUGGGUUCAGCUGGGAUUCGUGUGUCGGUGGCCAUGCACCGGGCUCACAUAGCGACAACAAAUUCCAAACUCAAGUAGCGAAGAGGUCGCACCGAACACAGCGAAGCCCAGCCAGCCAUGGUUUCACUCGUGAGGAGGACGAUCUCAUCAUCAAAUUGAAGGAAGAGCAGCAGCUUCGUUGGCCAGAAAUCCACGAAAAAUUCAGCGAUAAAUUUCCACAACGACGAUCUCAGGGAAGCCUUCAGGUUCAUUACUGUACAAAGCUGAAAAAUGGCAAACGGGCUGGGAGGAAGUCUAGGCAGGGUCAGGCAACGGGAUAA
Clonostachys rhizophaga is the source of this 1590-nucleotide messenger RNA. The record is from the annotation of a GenBank genome assembly. Lineage: Eukaryota; Fungi; Ascomycota; Sordariomycetes; Hypocreales; Bionectriaceae.